GAAAUGAGAAGGUUGCAACAAUAUGGCCGACGAGAAGGGAAAUGACAACACUAUCUCGAAUGGAGAUCUAAAUGGUGAUCCGAAGAAUGAGGAUGAGAUCGAAAACUGCGAUGAGAAUGAAUACUCUGCCAUCAAUGACGAAUUAGACAGCUUGAAUAGCUGCUUGGAUGAAUUAGAAAACUGGAAUGAUUCCUUAGUUUCACGAAUGAGGGAAUUUCUGGAAARUAUGCAGAAAUCAAGACAACAGGCGAGCAGUAUAAGCUUAAAUGACAGUACAAAUGAAACCUCUGAGAGCAAGAUGAUCCAAGAUGGAGAUCGAUAAAUAUUCGUAUCUUACGCAUUUGUUUAAUAUUUUUGUUAUCUAUUUGAUUAUUUUUAUUUUUAAAAGCUUAAGCUUAAUGCUUAUGUUGGGAAAAAAAUGAGAGAGGGACUCAAUUUCAGAAUGAAUUAGAGACAAAUGUAAGAACAAGCUUAUGGUAAAUAUCGCAUUUUAUGACAACUGUAAAAAUAUAUGAAAUCAGUAAAUAAAGAAACAUGCAAAAAAGUA
Messenger RNA from Exaiptasia diaphana, 547 nucleotides. Its product is annotated as UPF0184 protein C9orf16 homolog. The record is from RefSeq and is a predicted model, not a curated record. Lineage: Eukaryota; Metazoa; Cnidaria; Anthozoa; Actiniaria; Aiptasiidae. The transcript has 2 exons. Bases 23 to 322 code for a protein of 99 amino acids.